CUGUACUCAAGAAUGGAAACCACAUGCUAAUCUUUGUUUGGUUUCUUUCUGUUUUUUUUUUGUUUUGCAGGGGCAAAUUCGCCGCCGUUCGCCGUGCCAUUCACAAGAACACGGGCUCCCAUUUCGCGGCAAAGUUCCUGAAGCGACGCCGACGCGCACAGAGCAGCGACAAGGAGAUCAAACACGAGAUCGCCGUCCUAAUACUCUGCGAGGGCGAGGACAACAUUGUCAAUCUGAAUGCGGUGCACGAGACCCGUUCGGACACAGCCCUGCUGCUGGAACUGGCCACUGGUGGCGAGCUACAGACCAUACUGGACAACGAGGAGUGCCUGACAGAGGCCCAGGCCCGCCACUGCAUGCGAGAGGUGCUGAAGGCUCUCAAGUUUCUCCACGACCGAUCCAUUGCCCACCUGGACCUCAAGCCACAGAACAUUUUGCUCGCCGGCGAGCGUAUAGAAGAUGGCCUCAAGCUCUGUGACUUUGGGAUCUCGCGCGUUGUGUGCGAGGGCAUCAAUGUCCGCGAGAUGGCCGGCACACCCGACUACGUGGCCCCCGAGGUGCUCCAGUACGAGCCGCUCUCCCUGCUGACGGACAUCUGGUCCGUGGGCGUUCUCACCUAUGUCUUGCUCUCCGGCUUCUCGCCCUUUGGCGGGGACACCAAGCAGGAGACCUUCCUCAAUAUCUCGCAGUGUGCGCUCACCUUUCCGGACAACCUAUUCGGCGGCGUCUCGCCAGUGGCCAUCGAUUUCAUACGCCGCGCAUUGCGAAUUAAGCCAAACGAUCGCAUGAGUGCCGCCGGGUGCCUGGAACAUGUCUGGCUGAAGGAUGAGAGCUCGAUGGAUAGACAAAUGUAUCUGCAGGCUCAGAGCGAUGCCGAAGAGGAGGAGGAGGAGGAGGAGGAGGAAGACGACCUUGAGGAUGAGGAAGUUGAGCAGCCAGUGGCCGAGGAGAAGGCAGAGGAGCAGGAACAGCAUCAGCAUCAGCAGUCACAGGAACAACAAAAGCAACAGAAGCCCAGCAGUGGCAGCAACAAACCCACGCACAAUGGCCACCAUCGGGCCCACAGCAAUGGGAGCAGUAGCAGCAUCUCAAAGAUACCCAUUGCCACCGGGAAGCUCCUGGGAAGCCCCAUAAGCAGCACCAGCACCAGCAACAGCACAGAGACAACGACAGCCAUACACACGCUGACCAGCAAUGGACACGGACAGAGCAACACGGUCUGCCUGUCCGCCAAGCCCACUCAGAUCGUGACACCCACACGUCGAGCCUCCGACUCGGACAAGGAGAACACAUACACGGCGACAUUUGUGAAGAAGCCCCCGGUGCAGGCCACCAUCCAGCUGGGUAGCAACGGCCUCGACGAGUCCGCCACAGUGGUGGCCACCCUGACACUCUUUCCCGAUGCGCCCACCACACCGAAGGUGAUCCGCAAGACACCCACGGGAGAGUCGCAUGGAUCGGCCACCUCGGUGAAGGCUCUGGUCAAGAAGUUUCAGCUGGAGGAGACGCUAGUCUGCCCCGGACACAGCAGCACCAGCAGCCACAACGGCCACAGUCCCGUCAACGGGUGCGGCGGCAGUAGCGGGAGCAGCAACGGCAACGGCAACAAUAUGCGACGCAGUGCAGGAGGAAACAGCAGCAACAUCAGCUACUCGGCAGCAGCCGCGACAGCAGCUCGAAUGAACAGCAUUCGCCGCGCCUCCGACCCGCUGAUGGCCGUCUAUAAGAAGCAGCCACAGAACAGCAGCGCCAACAGCAAUAGUUCCAACAGCAACAGCAACAAUCCCAGCCCCGGCAGCAGUCCCAGCUCGGGCAGCACGGCCACCCUGCUCCUGAACAGCCAUCGCCUGGCGUCCGCGUCCGCGUCCGGGCCAGCCAGCACGGUCGCCAGCACCGCUGUAGCCUCAAGCAGCAGCACCAAAGCUACUGCCACUGCCCACCAUCUGCACCACCACCACAUGCACCACCACCACCAUCACCAUCACCACGUGGUGAUCGCCGCAAAGAACGCCGCUGCCGUGGCCGCCACCAACAACCUGAGCCUGGACCAGGGUAUCAUCUGUUAGCUAAGGGCCAGCCGUGCGAGCCGCAAUGCCAAAAGUUUCUUUCAUCGCCUCCUCUGCUGCAUGUAACAGAGCCCGACCCGGCCCGGAUCCCCCCAGUUGUCACCCAGUCCCAGAGGGCAGCGAAGCAGCAGCUCUCCUAGCCGCUGGUCUACUAGGAAAGAGUGCCACCGCCAGCCCACUGGGCGAUCGCAUUGGAUAGCCAAUGGUGAUGGCAAUGGCAAUGGCAAUGGUUUUGGGAUCAGGUGCUGCAGCGGAAGAUGGCGAUGGGUAGGGAGCAGGAGCCGGAGAUGGAAAUGGAGAUGGAGAUGGAGAGAGGAACAGCUGGAUCAUCAGGAGGAUGCAUUGAUUUGAUUUGAGUUCGUCUUAGUAAAUGUUUAUUGCCUUAGCGUCUAAGGAGAGGAAAGGAAAGCCCCCUCCCCAGCCCCCCUUCUAAGUUAGUACUAGUAUACCCGACCCCCCCCCUCACCAUCUACAUGCACACACACACACACACACACACAGAGACAGGAAGGAGAAAGUGGAAAAUGGGAAUCCAGGAUGGAGGAUGAUGGAUGAUGGAUGUAGCUAAAUCUAAACGAGUUUUAUAUAGUCUAAAUCGAGUUGGCAGCUCUGCGGCCGCAUUGGCAAAACAAAACAAAACAAAAGAAUGAAUUAAGAAACGAAAGAGAUCUACGGUAGUGCAGAAAAGAAUAUAGAGAGAACGAGAGAAAGGGGAGACGUUUUAGUGGAGUAAGAAAAACGAUUUCAACGGAAUUUUGGUAGACAUAUCAUUCAUGUUUGUUACACAUAUACAUAGAUGCGUGUCCGGUGAAACGAGAAGGAACACGGAACGGAACGGAAUGGAAAUCCAUUGUUUCAACGAACAUUAACGCAAAUGUCAAUUAGGGCGUUCCGGCAUAGCAUAAAUUAUACAAUUAUACGUUAUAUGCGUUAUAUAUAUAUAUAUAUAUAUAUACAUACAAGAAGAAUACAUAAACCUAUAUAUAACAUAAUAUACUAUGUACCAAAAAGAUAGAUUCAUUUUUAAUGCUAUAACAAAAACAAAAACAAAAACAAAACGAAACGAAAUUUGUUGCAAAUAUCACACGUAUUAACGUAUCAGCCAAUCAAGCAAUCAAUCAAUCAUAUAGACGUGUUGUUCGAUUAAAGGAAAUUUUAGAGAAUGUUAAAAGCCAAGCAAAAUUGUUAAUUGUGUGUCUGUGUGUGUUCGUUCGUUCGUUCGUUCAAAUCGUUAAAGUCGUUUGAUAAAUGUUGCUAAAAUACAUACAUAUAAUACAUAAUACAUAUUGCAUAGAAAGCCCCCAUAUAUAACGUUAAUAUGUCUGCCCAUCCGGAGAGAGAGAGAACAUUUAAUGCUUAUAUUAUGUAUGUAUCUAGGUCUAGCUCUAUUCCUAUUCCUAUCUCUAGCCCCCGCUUCCCACUCGUUUCGUUUCCCCCCCCAUACCCACACCCACACCCACAUCCACAUCCACAUUCACACCCAUUUCCACUGUUUUCCUUAUGUUGAGUCGGUUUUUGUAUAUAUUUCCCAGCAAUCAGAAUCAGAAUUUGCUGUGUACCUUACAUGUAAUUCUUCUAUUUUUUUUUUUUUUAAUAGUAUCUUAGAGCUUCAUACGAGUUGUAUUUAUUAGGCAAAACGUUUUGUGUGGUCGACGGAUGAGGAUGAGGACAAGGAUGGUCAGUUAAUUGUUAAAGAGAAAUGCUUAAUUUAUCGUCACUGAUUACCCUACCCUCUUUUAUACUUAAUAAUUGUGUGUACUUCUCUUAAUUAUUACUAUUAAAUAUAUACGUUCUUUUUUUUUUAAACUUAAACCCCUGUUUUUGUGUUUACUGUACAUGUACGCGAGUAGUGGCGAACAGGCGCGAAAGCAGCCCCCACACAUGCAUACAGAUUUAAGUGAGUCCAAGCGGAUGAAACGAUGCGAAAAUUGUGUUUUAAUUUCUAGUAAUUUCAAAUGAUUUUUUUGUAUCUGCGGUGAGGAGAACACGAAACAAAGAUGCAAAUUCUAUUAUACAUGUAUUCUAUUACAUAGUAAUUAUUUUAUAGAUAACUAAUUUAAAGUAUAUUCAAUAAAAA
Drosophila persimilis is the source of this 4143-nucleotide messenger RNA. It is a transcript of the gene Drak, whose product is annotated as death-associated protein kinase related. The transcript has 4 exons. NCBI's taxonomy places the organism in Eukaryota, Metazoa, Arthropoda, Insecta, Diptera, Drosophilidae. The coding region runs from base 24 to 2066 and encodes 680 amino acids. Gene Ontology annotation, molecular function: protein serine/threonine kinase activity; ATP binding. The record is from RefSeq and is a predicted model, not a curated record. Gene Ontology annotation, cellular component: nucleus. Gene Ontology annotation, biological process: protein phosphorylation; positive regulation of apoptotic process; intracellular signal transduction.